CAAGCGGCGAGAACAGCUUAUUCACCCUGGCGCAUCCACAGGGAGACCCUCAUUAUGAUACCGCACACUAUCGCGUGCUUGGCGAAGACGACCCCGGCCAAGCAGCGCAUGCAGCCCUUUACGCGCACGAAACAGACAGUGAAACUGAGUACAGCUUCGGCGGCGGCGACGAGGACGACGACAGCAUGACGCAGCGCUCUUCGGGCUCGCUCAGCACCACCCCAGGUGCCUCUGCGCACCAUGAUGCUCCUGUCAAGCUCGAAUGGGACCAAGACGCCGAGCUGGUAGACAGGACACGCGAGAAGCGGCAUGAUGGCAAUGACGUUUCCUUUCAGGUCGACAGGCGUGUUUUGCGCGACAUCGUGAAAGAGAAAUUAGGCUUGGAUGUUGCCCGGAUUCGCUUUAUCUCUUCUGGAACAUUCCACAAGGCGUAUCUAGUUGCACUAUCAAGCGGAGAAACAGUUAUCGCUCGCGUCGCUCGACGCUACAUGCCGCGCUUAAAGACCGAAUCCGAAGUCGCGACCAUGCAAUAUUUACGCGCAUAUACUAAGAUUCCCGUCCCCGAGGUAUAUGCGUGGGACAGCAAUCCCUACAACCGCCUUGGUGGCGAGUAUAUCUUGAUGAGCAGGGCCCGUGGCAUCCCGCUCCGAAAAGUCUAUCACUCAUUGCCUCUGGCACAACUGAAUGUACUGCUACGCCAGCUCGCAGAACUACUAGUUCCUCUUUUCGGACAUAGAUUUUCACACAUCGGGUCACUUUAUUCUGAGGAAGGCAAAUUCAAUUCCGCAGUGAAGACUCCAGAGGGCAGCACAGAUGACAAACUCGCUAAAGAGGAAGAGGACCAUGGUCAUGUUCCAACACCCAAACUCUCGCAAUCAAACCGCACAAGCUCCAUCGACUUCGCCUUCGGAUCCUCACUGCCUACCCCGACUCGAACACCCUCUUUUUCUACGAAUGUUCUUCCCACACCUCGACAAGAGAGGACUCAGUUCUCACUAACACCUUCCUCACUAUCCAGGCCAACCUCCGUAGUUGGACGACGGAGGAAUGCAAUCGGUGUGCCUUGCUUACCUCGAACUUUCCACAUUGGACCGAUAGUCUCCUGGCCGUUCUUCGGUUCUGGCCGCGGUGACCUGUCCCAUACUUCCUUCCCACCCGAGAUCGAACGUGGUCCAUGGGCUUCCAAUGCGGCGUACCUGCGUGCGUGUGCCAAUCGCGAGGCAUUGGGUGUUGCACGUGAAAACGAAGGGCGAGCAAAGCCGCAUAAACUACAUCUCGAUCCCGAUGAUGUCUUGCCUCGAGGUGCAAAGAGAAGGAGCAAGAAGGGUGAAUACGUAUGGGGAUAUGGUUUUGUCCGCCGUGCUCGGCUAGCGGGUUUUGGUGAAGGGGACGAUGAGAGUGAAGAUCGAUCAGGAGAAGAUGAUGAAUCGGAAGUUCCUUCUGAUGACAGAGAAGACUCGGAUUCGAGCUCGAGUGUUGGGAGUCCUGCCCUCAGUGUCAAUUCUGACGUGGACGAGGAUAUGAUGUAUCAGGAUUAUCGACGGUUUCAGAGGAGUACCUUCCUCGUUGCAGAGCUUCAAAGGAGAGAAAAGCGCGUUCGUGGGGAAAUGGAACGGUGGCGAAGAUGUAUGAUCGUUUUAGAGGGUGUAUUGAAGGAAGUCGUGGACAAGGUUCAGGUGAACGGUGUAAAGAAUAAAGAAGGUGUCGGUGGAUGCAGCUUGCCCGAGGGAGAGAUGUUUAGCCUCGAUUGCCAUGAUCUCAGUCUUGAUAAUGUCUUCGUCGACGAAAAGGAUCAUUCAAAGAUUACCUGUAUUAUUGACUGGGAAUCUACAACGACACGGCCACUAUGGGCUUGUGCACACUUACCUUCGUUUCUUCUAUCAUCUCCAUUUUCGUCGAACCUUUUCCGGAAGGCUAUCGCGGCACUCCCUGCAGACAAGUUCCCUCAUGCAUACGAGUGGUUAGUCUACGAACGCGCCGGUGCUCCUCUUCGUUAUGCACAUAAAUGUGUAGAAUGGGACGGCUGGGAGGAAGGUCUCGUAGACAGUAUCCUCGGUACAGUCGAACACGACACAGACGACUCCCCUGUUCCCGCAAAUUUCCCAGGCGCGCUUGCACUCAUGGCGGUAGAACCCAAAGAAUUUUGGGAACAAGACGACUGGGAAGAGCCACUCGUAACGCAAAUGCGUUUGAGCUUCAGUUGUUUGACAGACGGCACCGUGGCGGAUGCAACGAAGUUACCUCACCCACUCGCUGGUACUCAACGUCGUAUAGGAACUAUUAGUCCAUCUUUAACGAGUGGUUUGCGAAGAGCGAGCCAAUCCUCGGCAGGCUCUGAACUUGAGAUGGAGAGGAUGUUGGACGUGAAGGGCGAUAUUUGUGGUGGACGUGGAGGUGAACUCGGAAGGAGGCUCGAGGCGUGGCUGAUAGAGAGCUCACCGCAGAGUGAAACGAAAGAGCUGUAGUUUCUAAUACCCUGUCGUCUGCGGAGUGCCAGGUUGUUUAGUAUGGGUAUAAUAAUUUGUACAUUACACAUUCGGUUCUUUUAGACUCGCAAUGUUAGAGAGGGG
Messenger RNA from Fomitiporia mediterranea MF3/22, 2570 nucleotides. RefSeq lists its product as uncharacterized. Bases 186 to 2465 code for a protein of 759 amino acids. NCBI's taxonomy places the organism in Eukaryota, Fungi, Basidiomycota, Agaricomycetes, Hymenochaetales, Hymenochaetaceae. The record is from RefSeq and is a predicted model, not a curated record. The transcript is spliced from 4 exons.